Molecule: messenger RNA, 474 nt
Organism: Guyanagaster necrorhizus
Lineage: Eukaryota; Fungi; Basidiomycota; Agaricomycetes; Agaricales; Physalacriaceae
Exons: 1
Source: RefSeq, a predicted model, not a curated record
CUACUUUCUGUUAGCCAUAUCACUCAGGCAGAAUAUUCUCUUGACUUUAAAGAUAAAAAGUGCCAUAUUUUUAAUAAGAAGCAUCAUCAAAUCAGAUUAAUACCUUAUAUCAAUGGGCUAUAUAGACUUUAUGUACAGACAUCCCACCUAGAAACCUAUCAUAUUGAUGAUGGACCAUAUAUUAUCACACUGAAUGAACUACAUUGUUUGAUAGGUCAUCUCUCUAUCAAUACAGCAAAAAAGCUUAUCAAGGAUCAAUUAGUUGAUGGUCUAAAACUUGAUAAAGGAAUUUCUACCUCAAAGGAGCAAUACCCAUUAUAUCUUCAUGGUAGAAUAAUGAGAAAAGUGAUGUCUAAGACCAGAGAAAAUAAUGCAUCAGAGAGAGUAGAUGAUCAAGUCCACAGUGAUAUAUGGGGACCAGUGAUAAUUGAGACACUCCAGCAUAAAAAAUACUAUGUCACAUUUACAGAUAAU